AACAAAAAAAGAGUUCCUCUUUGUUUUGCUCUCGAGUUGCGAGAUUCGACGACAUCGCUUGUGAAUUCCAGAAGCAGAGGAAGCAAUGAAUUUCUCUCUAUGACUUUGCUGAUCAUAUGCACACACACACAUAUAUAUAUAUAUACAAACAUCAUGUAAAAUAGCUUCUUCUUGAAGCUGCAUUUCUUCGUACUAAGCUGUAUAGAUCGAUAACGAUGAUGUCCCCAAAGCAGAUUUCAGAAGACCGAGGCUCUUCCAAUCCGGCUACGUUCAGGCACACUCCAUUGCAGAUAAUCCACAUUAUUGGCAACUUUAUGAGAAUAUGGUCGGUUUACUCCAUGUACCACUACUUGUCUCAGACAGGAGCUUCAGUUUUACUUUUUAUCUUCAGUUGUCUGAUUCCAUCAUCCAUCAUAUUUUUAGUUUUGCAAAAGCCGUGGAAGGGCAGACCGCUUUCUAAUACACAGGUAGUACCUUCUAUAAUAAAUGGUGGAAUAACAGCUUUAUACUUCAUUUUGUGGGGAAAGGGUGUCAAAUCAUGUGGCCCUGUCAGGGCUAUAAUGGCAGAAUAUUCCGGUGCCGUCCUUGGAGUAUUAUCUGCAGUAUUGUAUGGAAGAAGGGGCCGUGUCUGGAAAAAGGUCGGUGGACUCAUUGCAAUGUUAGGCUCUUUGUACUUGUUAUCUCAAGGGUGGGCCAUGGCCACACAUUCCCCGUUCUCAUCUAGUGAUAAUCCUGAUACUGAGGUUCAGACAGAACAAGUUCUGGGCAUGAAGGAAAUGGUGGUUCCCAUCGUUGCUGGAAUCUUAUCUGCGUUAAGAAGGGUAAUUGCAAGGCGUGUUUCACUCAAGAAUCAACUUAAGAGGCGACUUAAUGCCAUAACUAUUGCUGCUGCAACUUGUUUUCUCUUUCCUGUGGCCAUGUGGGACAUGAUUAUAGGAUCAACUUCUCAUAGCAGCAUAGAGGUGCCAUUUUCUGCAUGGGCUUUUUUGAGCACGAUAGUCUUUGGAAUUAUCAUGAUAUUCUAUGUCGACAGUAUAGCAGAGGAGAGACUGCAUAUGGUUUUCUCUUCUCCAAAGCAUUUAAUGGUUGCUGGAGGAUGCAUCAUUGUCAUGGAGAUUGUGUACAAAAUGGAUUUUUCUCUGCUGGGCUUUCUUAUCUGCUCCACAAUUUUGGGCUUUGGGAUUUAUGAAGCAACUUCUUUGGAACGUGUUAGCAAGGAUUCUUUGCUGAACUCAGAUCCAUCGAAUGGGAUAUUUGAAGACCAAAUUCGGAUGGCUUCACUACCAACUUGAAAUAUAAGCAUUUUGAGGUUUAUCCACAAUGCCAGCAAAUUAUUGCGGAUGCCUUUCAUUUGGUUGAUCCUACUUGUAAGUUGUAAUCAUAAUUGUCUGCAAAGAAUCUACAUAUCUUGCACGGCCUCUCUCAAAUCUUGAUUGUUGGACUCCUAACGAAGUUCCCAUUGUAUUUCUGACUCUCGACUUUGAUAUGGGGACAGAAAGCGAAGCAUAUAGGAAGAUUGGGUUGUGAAUAUUGAGGUUGUUGCCGUUUUAAGUAGAGCCCAUGUUUUUUUUGAUUGUUGUGAGUUCAGUUAACAAUCGAGGGGGGUGGAAGAAAAAUACUUGCACAGAUGAAGAUUGCAUUUAAAAUACAAUUUCCUCUUUGUUUUGCAAUCAAUUUCUAGUGACAGCAUACAACUACAUUUUUCUAUUUAUUCAUUUAGCCUUUAGUAUUUUUAUUUAUCUAUUAAAUCUUGUUAAGUACUUGUUGAUCAUUUAGUUUAUUCAAC
Molecule: messenger RNA, 1786 nt
Organism: Camellia sinensis
Lineage: Eukaryota; Viridiplantae; Streptophyta; Magnoliopsida; Ericales; Theaceae
Source: RefSeq, a predicted model, not a curated record